UCACACUCCCUCUCUCCCCCUCUCUCCCUGUGGCUGUUGUCCUGGUCACAGACAAACAAUGAGCGCGAAUGACAGACAGCGGAAGUGACGUCCGUAGUAACGCGCGUGUUGAUCGGUGACCGUGGCAACGCCGCGGGUGGUUGUCCAGAUCCCGGCCCCGGGGCUGUGUCUGUGUCGGUCCGCGGCCCCGAGCGCCAUGGAGAGGCCCUACCCAUCCGAGUGCGUCUACAACCUCCUGCCCCGGGAGGUCACGAGAUUCAAGCGCCCUCCCAGGUUUAUUUCCAAGCAUACGGAAACAAUAGAAAAGGAGUGGGAAAGUAAGAAAUCUUCACACAAAACAAUGGGAUUAGCCAAAGUUGAACGGCCUUGCCCAAAAUAUUUUCUACAAAAGCAUUCCAAGGAACCAAAGCCAUUUGAAGGGAAACCAUUCAAAUGCCGAGAGAACAGUGGACAGGUGACCAUUACAAAUGAGAAACCUAUCAUGGGACUACAAAGUAAGAAGAACUUUGUCCAUAAUAAUGUGAUGGAUAUUUUGAUGAAAGUACCAAAGAAGCCUGUGCCCAUCUAUGUUGAUACUAAAAGAGGAAAUAAAAACCUACUAGAACCUUCAGGGCUCGUUCAUAAAUACUUGAAGAAAAAGGACUUUGGUAAAACACCCCAAUAUAUAACCGAGCGGAAAGAAGAGGUCAAAAGAGUACAAGAAGAAUAUGAUGCUUAUGUAAAGGAGUAUAUGAGGAAAGGUGCUAUGAAACAGCUGACUGAAGAGGAGCGAGAUGCUGUGUUACAGGGACUGAAGAAGAACUGGGAAGAGCUGCAUCAUGAAUUCCAGGGUCUUUCUGUUGUGAUAGAUUCACUGCCGAAGAAAAACAACAAACUAAGGCUUGAGGCUAGCAUGAAAAAUUUAGAGAAAGACAUCGAUCUGAUUGAGAGGCAUAAAACAAUCUACAUUGCACAUAAUUAAAGAUUUAUGAACUCGCCUCCUAAAUUUCCUCUGUUUUGGAAGACAUAAAGCAUAAUUGCAUUAGGAUUUUAAGUCUCCAAGUACUAUAGAUCACAGUAGCAGUUGCUCAUGUAAAACAGAUCAAUAGUAAUCAUACUUCGCGAAUAUAUGAAUAAGAGUGCAAAACGUUGAGGAAUUAAAUGACAAUUGGUAGCAAAGUUACAGUUUACAAUUUAGAACGCAUUAUUCUACAAUAUUAUUUCCUGCAACUUACUUUAGAAACAUCAGUCCGUGUAUACUUACAGUAUUUGAUUCAACAACAAAAUUCAUAGAAUUGUUCAAAAUGAUAUGUACUGUACACAAAUGUUAAAUUCUGUCCUGUAUUAAUGAGGAAAUGUUUGCCAGCAAUUUUUCUUUGGAUUUAUAGAGUAACAUAAGUGGUUAGAGCACUUGCCUCGCAAGAGAGAGACCUGGGUUUGAUUCCCA
Callorhinchus milii (elephant shark) is the source of this 1426-nucleotide messenger RNA. It is a transcript of the gene enkur, whose product is annotated as enkurin, TRPC channel interacting protein. The record is from RefSeq and is a predicted model, not a curated record. The transcript has 5 exons. Gene Ontology annotation, molecular function: calmodulin binding. Gene Ontology annotation, cellular component: acrosomal vesicle. Bases 197 to 961 code for a protein of 254 amino acids. Lineage: Eukaryota; Metazoa; Chordata; Chondrichthyes; Chimaeriformes; Callorhinchidae.